Molecule: messenger RNA, 1704 nt
Organism: Prorocentrum cordatum
Lineage: Eukaryota; Dinophyceae; Prorocentrales; Prorocentraceae
Source: the annotation of a GenBank genome assembly
AUGGAGCUCUCGCCUGGAGGUACGCAGAAGACUGGAGCACGCGCUGCGGCGCCGCUGGAGGCCGCCCGCGGGGCGCUCAUGGCGGCGCACGCGGCCGCGGGCCUGGCCGUCGCCGAUGGGCGGCGUUCCGCCGCGCGGUUUCUCCGCGCGACCGAGGGCCUCCUUCGCACAGCAGUGGCAGAGCUGCACGUGCCGCCUGGCGCUCCGUCGCCUGCGGGCGCGACGGCCUCCGCGGAGGCGACUCGGAGGCGCCGCCGACCGCACGGCCGCGGCGGAGCGGGAGCAGGCGUGGCGCAGGAGCAGCCCGACGCCCUGAUGCUGACGGAGAUGGGCACGGUGGUGGGGUCGGAUGGCGCGGCGGCUGCGGCGGAGGCGGCGGCCGACGUCCAGUCGAUGCUGGAGGCUCGCGCGGAAGUAAAAGGCAAGGGCACGGGCAAGGGCGGCGAGCUCGGCGACAAGAACAAGCAUGACCACCUCGAGGUGUGGCAGCUGAGAAAGCUCGUCAUCCGCCUGCGGGAGUGCGCGGGUUUGCCCCGACCCGCAUCCGAGGUGCCUUUCGACCACGGCGUGCUGGUCGCAAUGGCCGCCGAGCUCGAGGAGCUUGCGGCCGUGUCCGACGGCACGCGCGGCGGGGGCAGCGGAGCGGGCGAUGGCGGCAUGGCCCCAGAUGGCGCCGAUGUCGGCUUCCCAGGAUGGGCGCAAUUGGAAGGAAGCCUCGAGCGCGGCUCGACGCGGCUCGCUUCCAGGAUGGGCGCGUUGGGUGGCCUCGAGCACCGCUCGACGCGGUGUCACCCAGAGUUCUCUGGACAGUUCCGGGACGCCGUCAGGACGAACUUGAGCCCACGCCGCGACUGGGAGGAGAGCCGCGCGCGCUUCCGCGAGCUGGACAAGGCGCAGGCCGACCUAAGGCGCGAGCGGAAGAAGUGCGAGGAUGCCAUCGAGGCGUCGAGGCGGCACAACCUGGCGAGGCAGCGGGCGGAGGAGAGGCUGCGCCAGGCCCGCCGCGCCCUCGCCGCGGCGACCGCAGGCGACGAUCCAGCGCCAGAGUGGCUGCAGCAGUUGGUGCUGGUGCUGAGCCAGGAUCUGGACGACGAGGCCGACGCGUUGCCGUUCUCUGCGAUGUCCAGCGAGGCGGUCAACAUGCCGAUCUCAGAUCGUGUCGACGCUUUCGCGGUCUCGGCCAGCACACCGGAGGAGUUUUUCGAUCUCGGUCAGCAAGUGCUUCUGGAGGCCGGAGGCACCUCGGCCCCGGAGAGUCGGCGCGACUCGAUCGCGUCGGACGCUACCCCGGAGCUCCCGCCCGACCUGCAGGGGAAGUUCUACCAGGCGGCCACCGCGGGCUCCUCGGUGGCCACCUCGGCGGCGUGCGCUGGCGAGGAGCCACCCCUGGAGGAACCAGCGCCGGAGCCCCUGGAGCUGGACGUGCAGCCGUGGCGCGCCACGACCAUGCGGAGCCCUUCCGCGCUCGCCGAGGGCCACUACGAGAGCCUCAUGGCCGCGGCGGGGCGCUCGCCCGCCUGGCAGCCCGACUCGGACGCCUGCCAGUGCUGCAAGGGCAGGCGUCGCGCCCCCUUCUCCGCCCUGGCCCUGCGCAGCGCCGCGGCCCUCGCGAGUGCCCUCGCGAGGGAGCCCGGCUCUCACGGUCGCAGCUGCCGUGAUCUGCCGCUUCCCACGCUGCCCGCAUGGACAACUGGAAGCGGAUAG